AGAGGGGUCUCGUCGCGCCGCCAAAAACCCUCAAAACCCCCGAGGAGGCGCCGGCGAGGUAGGCGGCGGAGAUGGCGACGCGGGUGAAGGACCUGGCGCGGCGGUCGAGCAAGAAGUACGUGGAGGAGGCGCUGUACCGGCGGCUGUUCCGGCGGGGGUCGACGCCGCAGGCGGUGCGGGAGGAGGUGGACGGCUUCCUCGACAGCCGGAAGCGCGCGUUCAAGUGGGAGGUCGGCGUCUGCGUCCGCCGGCUCCGGCGGCAGGAGCUCUACCGCCCGGCGCUCAAGCUUACUGAAGUUAUGGCAAGAAGAGGCAUGAAUCCUACAGUCGGUGAUCAAGCAAUCCGCCUGGAUCUUGUUGCCAAAUCGAGAGGCAUCGCUGCUGCUGAGAAGUAUUUCAUGGACCUCCCAGAAACUUCGAAAACUCAUCUCACAUAUGGUGCUCUUCUCAACUGUUACUGCAAAGAGUCAAUGACUGAGAAGGCCGAGGCCCUUAUGGAAAAAAUGAAGGAGCUCAACUUUGCUUUCACUGCCAUGUCCUAUAACAGCUUAAUGACACUAUACACUAAGGUCAACCAACCCGAGAAGGUCCCCAGCAUCAUCCAGGACAUGAAGGCUGAUGAUGUAUUGCCAGAUGUCUAUACUUAUAAUGUUUGGAUGAGGUCACUUGCAGCACGUCAAGACAUAUCAGGGGUUGAGAGGGUGAUUGAAGAAAUGAAAAGGGAUGGGCGUGUUGUUCCUGAUUGGACAACAUACAGUAACCUGGCUUCCAUAUAUGUUGAGGCUGGACUGUUUGAGAAGGCAGAAGCUGCGCUUAAGGAGCUAGAGAAGCGGAACACUAGCAAUGAUCUUGAAGCCUACCAGUUCCUCAUUACAUUGUACGGGCGAACACAAAAUUUAGUGGAAGUUCAUCAUGUUUGGCGGUCAUUGAAGCGGAAUAAUCCUAGAAAGGCAAACAUGAGCUAUCUUAACAUGAUUCAAGUUCUGGCGAACUUGAAGGAUCUGCCUGCUGCUGAGGCCUGUUUCAAAGAGUGGGAAGCCCGGUACAUCCGUCCACCUAAGACGAAAGCAAUAGAUGCAGUGACAACCGAAACAUCUAAGUUGGACCAAGAAUCUUCAACUACUAAUGCAUCUAAUAAUGAUUCUGAUGCUAAGGGGACUGAGGACAAGGGAAUGGAGGAGAUUGACAUGAAGCACCCUAAAUAUGACAUCCGAGUUGCAAAUGCUCUGAUGAAAGCAUAUGUUACAGAGGGUAUGCUUGACAAGGCUGUUGCUCUCAAGAAGCGUGCCAAGAUGCGUGGAGGAAGACUUAACUCAAAGACGUGGGAAAUUUUUAUGGAGCACUAUAUCAAGGUAGGGGAUCUCAAGAACGCUCAUUGGUGCACCGACCGUGCAAUCAAGAAGGGGCACAGCAGCGGUAGGAUUUGGGUGCCACCGCGUGACGUGACUGAGACCUUGAUGGGUUACUUUGAGAAGAAGAAAGACGUGGAUGGAGCUGAGAAAUUCGUCGAGGUGCUAAAGAAGGUGCAGAAAGAUCUAGGGACAGUGGUGUUCGAACCACUGGUACGAACAUAUGCAGCGGCUGGGAAGAAGUUCCCUGGGAUGCGACACCGGCUGAAGAUCGAAAACGUGGAAGUUAGCGAGGAAAUUGCCAAGUUGGUCGAUUCCUUGUGUGUUGAUUAAUUAAUUAAUUAGCCUCCCACCUUGCUUCGCCACAAUAACAGACAGCAGGAUGCUUUCAAAAAAAUUCACUUGUUUCUUCUGCAAAACCUGCAACACCAGAAUGUAUACUGAAAUUUAGCAUGACAUUUAUUUGGUUUCAUCCGCUGCUUCUUGCGCACCAUUUGGAGUCCUUGCGGUCUCUGUUUGAAAUGUGUGUCUUUCAGUUGUACUUGCACUCUUGUCUGUGGUCCACCAUCUGAACUAUAUAGAUCUUUCCUGGUUGGAAAUUAAAGAAUUCCUGUACUCUGACUGCAA
Messenger RNA from Brachypodium distachyon (stiff brome), 1976 nucleotides. RefSeq names its product pentatricopeptide repeat-containing protein At1g60770. Gene Ontology annotation, molecular function: protein binding. The record is from RefSeq and is a predicted model, not a curated record. The coding region runs from base 72 to 1682 and encodes 536 amino acids. The transcript has 2 exons. NCBI's taxonomy places the organism in Eukaryota, Viridiplantae, Streptophyta, Magnoliopsida, Poales, Poaceae. Gene Ontology annotation, cellular component: mitochondrion.